This is a messenger RNA of Homarus americanus (American lobster), 2376 nucleotides long. Its product is annotated as dynein regulatory complex subunit 5-like. NCBI's taxonomy places the organism in Eukaryota, Metazoa, Arthropoda, Malacostraca, Decapoda, Nephropidae. Gene Ontology annotation, biological process: activation of GTPase activity; nucleocytoplasmic transport. Gene Ontology annotation, cellular component: nucleus; perinuclear region of cytoplasm; cytosol. Bases 758 to 2113 code for a protein of 451 amino acids. The transcript is spliced from 9 exons. Gene Ontology annotation, molecular function: small GTPase binding; GTPase activator activity. The record is from RefSeq and is a predicted model, not a curated record.
CUUGCCAACAGUGAGUAACAGAGACGUGACCGAUCACCCGGGCGGCUAGCGAGCCGAUCAGUGGUGAAGAGGAUAAAAGUAAAAGUAAAACACAAAGAAACACAGCUGCUGUUUAUAAAAUAAUUUUCAUCUGAUUAAAUUAUAUAUUUUAAUAUUAUUUUACAUUGAAAACACCGUUAAUGAGGAUUAUCAUAGCGUGGAAGGAAUACACUGUUUAUGCAAUCUGGAAAUAUACCGCUAUGUAGCGGUUUAUUCAGUUAAUGGAGCUCCAAAGAUCCUGCACUUACAACAUUUAGGAUCUACUUAGAGAGUUAACUGGGAGAUACAAUAUUGUAAAUACGUUUGAGUGUCCGGCCUCUUAGCUACUGAACCGCAACAAUAAUAAUUAUAACGUUAACGUCGUUUUGGAUCAAAUCAUAAUGGUGAGACCUUGCAACACACCGGUUGUCAUAGCAACAUGAGGAAGACCUCGCUGGUAUAAAACAAAUCGUUAUAUAUAUUUCUAAGCCUUUCAUGUGACAGUCUGACAGAUUAUCGUUUAAUUCAGAUGAAAAUCAAGCGCCUUGUACAAUCAACUAGAAGAACUGUAUUGGCAAAGAGAAUUUCAACAUGGUAGAGGAGCUGAGAGUGUUGUGUUUGAGGGUAAUAACGGAGAAUAUUGACGGCAGAGAACACGCAGUUAGGGAGGCUGACGCGACGUGACUUGGGUGAAGUGUGUGCGGUACUCAGUGUUGACCUUCCAUUACCGGUGGCACUGAUGUUACCUCUCGACGACCUCUACUGGCGGCGCAGAAUCCAGGCCCACUAUCCCCCACCUCACCUAGCAUUCACAGCGAAAGGUCGCCGUAAGGGCGUGCAUCAGAAGGCGGCGCGGGAGAGAGUUGUUACACCGCAGACAAAGUCAGGAAUCGGGGGAGGUGACAUGGACGGUAGCAGUCUGAUUACGACUACAGAGACUGUCAGCCACGCCCACCCUCUUCCCCGCGUUACUAUAAUACGGUUCAAUGGUAGCUGGAAGCGGGCUUACUUAGAGGCCAACCUGGCGAGGGCCAUCACUACCACUCACGAAACCAAACGUGGCUGGCGGACGCUUGGGCCGCUCCUCCAGUUGUGUGCCCCAUAUAUCCAAGCUCUUCAUCUUCCUUCCCUCGCACGUGCCCCGGGCAGUUGUGAUGGUCCCGGUGUGGAGCGAGGCACCUUCGACCACCUGAACUUAGCAGACGUCAUUACAGCGCUCCCUCACAUCAAGGAUUUGAGCGUGCGGUGCCAAACGGUGGAAGAAGGAGGGGAACUGUGCUGGGCCGACCUGGGUGUGUCUGUACAAGAGGCGGCCGUUCUCUCAAAUGCAGUUGCUACCAACCCCAGGAUCACACAUCUCAAAGUGUACGAGAGUUGUGUGGACGAUGCACGAGCAGAUGUACUUGUGGGUGGCCUCCAAGGUCACCAGGGACUGACUUACCUUGACCUGAGCCAUAACCAGUUGACCUGUGCCUCUGUGCCCAGUCUCAUCGCCCUUCUCAAGUCUACACGCCUCGCCUCCCUCCACCUUCAGCACAAUAACAUAGGAGAGAAGGGUGCAAGACAGCUUGGGGAGGCAUUGGCUCAAGCACUGCAUCUGCAAGCGCUCCUCCUCGACCUCAAUCCCCUGAGUCGUGGUGGUGAAGCAAUUCUGGAAGGGGCGACGAAGGGAGGUAGACUGCGCGUGUUGUCCUUAGCUGGUUGUCGCCUCAGAGACCAGUGUUGGAUGCCACUUGCAGCCGCCCUCACCUCCCUCCCUGAACUUCGCUAUGUCUGUCUUGCUGCUAACCCCUUCAUGCAGGAGCCACCAGCUGAGGUAGUGAAAGCGGCAGCGGAUGGGGCACGUAUCCUGCUAACCAACCUUGACGGUACCACCUACAUGAUGGGUCGUGUCCAGGGCGGUCGUCAGCUGUCUCCGUCCCUCCAGGCUCUCCAUGACCAGCUGGUUGUGCCUCUCACCCCUACAGCAGCACAGAAAGACCUGGAGCACUACCUACCCCUUCAUGGCCUCCAUUUAUACCCUCAAGACUUUACCAUUGAAGAAGAACUGAGAGGCAUGUUCCUCUUCACCAAGGAUCCCAAGAAUAUAUUAUAAUGGCAAAAACUUUUAGAUACAUAAAUUAUUGCAAUAACAGUUGAAACUGUAGAUACCAAAUGUCCUAUCAAUUACUAUUUGUUGUAGCAGGAAAAAAUAUACAGUAUACGAUAUGUAUUCACAAUUAGGAAAGUGGAAAAUAACAAUUUGUACAGAGGAAUAAUAUUGUAGUGCGUACAUACACUAUAGUUUUUGUAAUUCACACUGAAAGUAAACUAUGUUGAGUCAUCCUCCAUGAUAUGACAAAUUCUGGUGUCCUAAAA